GAUUUCCCCUUCCCAAACCUGGCCUGAUCACCUGGCUGGAACAAGGGGAAGAGCCGUGGGUGCCCGAUCUCCAGGCCUGUGAGGAAAGAGAGAUCCCGAGAGGUGCCCACACAGAGCAGGGCUGCAGGCAGCAGAUAUCACUGACAUCGCUUCCCACGGGUCCUGUUCACUGCAGGAGUUUCCUUCCCAACUGGGAAGUGGAGGGAGAAUCCAAUUGCUCCAUCUCUCCAACCUUUAGUAUGUUGGGUUUUCCCUCGGUUCUAUUCCUCUUAAUUUCUCCUCAGCAGAAUGACUCCUGUCUGCAUUGUCUCUCUCCCAGCAGGUGAUGAGAGAGUGAGUGAGAAGAAGGAGGGGAAUCAACAUCAGGAAAUUCCUGGGCACGGGGAACCACAGGGGAUUUUUGUGGGAAGAGCUGAAGGGAAUUUUUCCCAGUGCUUGGCACAGGGAGAAGCCUGGGGAAAUGGGCAGAGGUCAAAGAGGCUGCUGGGAAACCACUCAAGGGAGCAACUGGAUGGAUCUAUUAUAUGUGGGGAAGGACACAGGGAUCCCACAGCCCGGCAGACAAUCCCCAAGGAAGACAAACGCUAUGAAUGCCUCGGUUAUGGGAAAGGAUUCAUUCUGAGACCGGCGCUUCUUACGCUUCAGGCAAUAAAUACUGGAGAGAAAACACUUCAAUGCUUGGACUGUGGGGAAAACCUCAAUAAGCGCUCAGAUCUUACUAAUCAUGGGAGAAGCCACACGGGAGAGAAACCCUCUGGGUGCCUUGAGAGCAGGAAUUGUUUGAAUUGGAAGUCAGCACUGAUUACACAUAAGCUAAUCCACACAGGAGAGAGACCCCACAAGUGCUUAGACUGUGGGAAAAAAUUCGUAUGGAGGUCAGGCCUAAUUAAACAUCAGAAAAUCCACACAGGAGAGAGACCUCAUCAGUGUUUAGACUGUGGGAAAACUUUCAUAGAGAGGUCAGACCUUGUUACACAUCAAGUAGUCCACACCGGAGAGAGACCCCAUAAGUGCUUAGACUGUGGGAAAAGUUUCACAUGGAGAUCAGCCCUGGUUACACAUCAGAGAAUACACACGGGAGAGAGACCCCAUAAGUGCUUAGACUGUGGGAAAAGUUUCAUACAGAGGUCAAACCUCCUUAAUCAUCAGGCAAUCCACCCUGGAGAGAGACCUCAUAAGUGCUUAGACUGUGGAAAAAGUUUCACAGAAAGGCCAACCCUUCUUAAACAUCAGGCAGUCCACACAGGAGAGAGACCCCACAAGUGUUUAGACUGUGGGAAAAAAUUUGUACGGAGGUCAGGCCUAACUAAACAUCAGAAAAUCCACACAGGAGAGAGACCCCAUAAGUGCUUAGACUGUGGGAAAAGUUUCAUACAGAGGUCAAAGCUACUUAAUCAUCAGGCAACCCACACAGGAGAGAGACCUCAUAAGUGCUUAGACUGUGGGAAAAAAUUUGUACAGAGGUCAGGCCUAAUUAAACAUCACAAAAUCCACACAGGGGAGAGACCCCAUAAGUGCUUGGAAUGUGGGAAAAGUUUCAUACAGAGGUCAGACCUUGUUAAACAUCAAGCCAUCCACACCGGAGAGAAACCCCAUAAGUGCUUAUGUUUAUAAUGUUAUAUAUGCUUGUAAUGUUUUUCUAUGUUUUCAUAUCUAUUGAUUUCUCUCACAAGAAAGAAUAGAAAGUGUACAGUGCUCACGUUAUAUUAUUUUUGAUUUCAAAUAUUUGUACUGUAAACAUGCAAAACAAAAAUAGCAUUUUUCAGUUCCCCUCAUACAAGUGCUGUCGUGCAAUCUCUUUAUCAGGAAAGUGUAACUUAGAAACACAGAUGAUUUUAAUUAUAUAAGUGCACUGAAAAAUAAAGCAGUUAAAUACUUUAGAGCCUAGAAGUCCACUCAGUGCUACUUCUUUUUCUGCCACUCGCUAAGACAAACAAGUUUGUUUACAUUUACGGGAGCGACUGCUGCCUGCUUCUAAUUUAUGAUGUCACCGGAAAGUGUGAGAAGGCGUUCCCAUGGCAUGUUUGUAGCUGGCAGCGCAGGUAUUUAAGUGCAAGAUAUGCUAAACAUGCCUGUGUCCCUUCAUGCUUCGGCCACCAUUCCAGUGGAGGAUGCUCAUUUAAAAAAAAUAGUGCAUUAAUUCCAUUUGUGACUGAACUCCUUGAAGGAGACUUGUAUGUCCCCUGUCCUGUUUUACACACCUUCUGCCAAAUAUGUCAUCAUAUCGAAGUCACGGAGAAUGACCUAGCACAUGGGGGGACACUUUCACUGCAGAUUUGACAAAACGCAAAGAAAGUAACUAUCUGAGAUUUCGAAAGAUAGCUACAGCACUCAGCCCAAGGUUUAAGAAUCUGAAGUGUCUUCCAAAAUCUGAGAGGGAUGAGGUGUGGAGCAUGCUUCCAGAAGUCUUAAAAGAGGAAGACAACUGAUUGGGAAACUACAGAACCCGAACCACCAAAAUAGAAAAUCAGCUUUCUGCUGGUGGCAUCUGACUCAGUCGAAGAAAAUGAGCACAUGUCGAUCUGGUCUGCUUUGGAUCGUUAUCGAUUAGAACCCGUCGUUAGCAUGGAGGCAUGUCCUCUGGAAUGGUGGUUGAAGCAGGAAGGGACCUAUGACCCUUUAGAGCAUCUGGCAUGUAAAUAUCUUGCAACGCCGGUGCAAUAGUGUCACGCGAAUGCCUAUUUUCACUUUCAGGUGACAUUGUAAACAAGAAGCGGGCAGCAUUAUCUCCUGCAAAUUGUAACCAAACUUGUUUUUCUGAAUGAUUGGCCGAAGAAGAAGUAGGACUGAGUGGAGUUGUAGGCUCCAAAGUUUUACAUUGUUUUAUUUUUGAAUGCAGUUAUUUUUUGCACAUAAUUCUACAUUUGUAAGUUCAACUUUCAUGAUAAAGAGAUUGCAUACAGUACUUGCAGUUGGUGAAUUGAAAAAUACUAUUUCGUUUGUUUUUUACAGUGCAAGUAUUUGUAAUAAAAAAUAUAAAGUGAUCACUGUACACUUUGUAUUCUGUAAAAACAACAAGGAAUCCUUGUGGCACCUUAGAGACUAACACAUUUCUUUGGGCAUAAACUUUUGUGAGCUAUAACCCAUCAUCAGAUGCAUGGAGUGUAUUCUGUGUUGCAGUUGAAAUCAAUAUAUUUGAAAAUGUAUAAAACAUCCAAAAUAUUUAAAUAAAUGGUAUUUUAUUAUUGUUUAGGAGCACGAUGAAUCACGAUUAAUUUUUUUAAUCACUUGACAGCCCUAGAACAUAGUAAUUGUAGUAGUCUAUGUUAAUCUGUAACGAGAUAUAGAUUAACAAUAUAACCAAAGGGUUUCUGUCAACAACUGUAUUUUGUUCAUUCAGAAGUCAAAAGGAAAUAUUAACAUUUAAAUGAAACUUGGGUGUAAUAAUGUCAUUGUAUAUAUAUCUCUUUUUAAAGUUUGUGGUAAACUGUCUAUGAACGGCUUUAUAGAUAAUUACCUUAUAUUAAUCCAUGUAGUUUUAUUACCUGUGAUGUUUGGGAAAUAGGAGGUUACUUCCAAAACCUAUUGUUCACCCAAGGACUGCCUGCUGUCGAGAGGCUGCAAAAACGUCUACAUAAACUCUUGGGACCUGAUCCUUUUAUCUCAGAUCUUCUUAAGCUUUAUUCAGGGGGAGUUCGAGUCGUAAGAUUGAGAUCUCCAGUCCUCUCUGGACCGUCCUGAUAUUGAACAUUUGGACAUUGGACUAGAACGUGAUGAAGUGAUUCUGAAAAGGACUCUUUUCAAUUAUAACGCGCCAUCUCUAUGGUCAAACUGACCUAGGGACUCUAUUCGCAUUUGUAUGUCUAAUGAUCUUUUAGCCAAUACUGCCUUUUCUUCUUUUAAUACAUCGUACUUUAGUUAACAA
Molecule: messenger RNA, 3865 nt
Organism: Chelonia mydas (Green sea turtle)
Lineage: Eukaryota; Metazoa; Chordata; Testudines; Cheloniidae
Product: zinc finger protein OZF
Exons: 2
Coding region: 289-1614 (441 amino acids)
Biological process (GO): regulation of transcription by RNA polymerase II
Cellular component (GO): nucleus
Molecular function (GO): DNA-binding transcription activator activity, RNA polymerase II-specific; RNA polymerase II cis-regulatory region sequence-specific DNA binding
Source: RefSeq, a predicted model, not a curated record